UCUCCGUCUCUCUCUCUCUCUCUCUCCAAGUCCCUGGUUUUAUGUAGCAACUGCUAAUUUAACUUCCUCAACUCCUCUGGACCCACUUAGCAAACCAAGAUUCUACGCUAUGCCUACCCUUUUCUUCCAUUACUUAAUCAUCAUCAUCAUCAUCUCUCUCUCUCUCUUUCUGCUAUAAACCCCUUCUUCAGAAAGGCCUCUAGCUUCUGAAUUUGAUGGAGGGCUCUAUGAACAAUUCAUCAAUGAAUAGAGAAGUUGUGGCAAAUUCUGAUGAAAGAACAACAGCUGAUGAUCAGGAGAGUAGUGGUUGGACAGCUUAUUUUGAAGAUUUCUCUAACCAAAGAAAGGAGGAUAGUUACUGUUCUGGUUUUGGUAGCUCUUCUAUGGUUUCUGAUGCUGCUUCUUUCCCUGCAUGGAAAUCAUCAUCAUCUCAUCAUAAUUACAACCAUGUUCUUGCCUCCUGCUCCCCGAGUACCCCCAACAAGUUAACUUUCAAGAAAGCAAAAACCAGAAGAAGGUCUCAUCAUGAUGAGUCUCUGGAAGACACUGCUAGUUCUCCUGUUAACAGUCCCAAGGUUAGUGAUUUCAUACCAAAUGAUGUGAAUCCCAGAAAGACAAAUGACCAUUUCAAUAGCUCCCUGGGUAAAGGAGGUGCUUUAGAGCAUUAUGGAGUAGUGGAGACAGAUGAUGAAAGAUGUGAAAUGAGUUGCAGUACUGGGAAUAAAGACUGCAGAGACUUGAAGAAGAAAGGCCUUUGUUUAAUUCCUUUGUCCAUGUUAGUUAACUUUCUUGGUUAAUUACUCUCUCUCUCUCUCUCUCAUCCCUUGCAGCAGAUACAUAUCAGGCUGUAUCUACAAUGGAAAGUCCUGUUGAUAUAUGAUGUGAAAUAUACCAAUCUUAAUUUCUUCUCCUGUAACCUAAAGCUAGACCAGAUCUUCCAUCUGAUGUUUUAUGUAUUCUCAAAAGAAGAGAAUAAAACAAUGUUUGGCAAA
Hevea brasiliensis (rubber tree) is the source of this 992-nucleotide messenger RNA. RefSeq names its product vascular-related unknown protein 1. The transcript has 4 exons. NCBI's taxonomy places the organism in Eukaryota, Viridiplantae, Streptophyta, Magnoliopsida, Malpighiales, Euphorbiaceae. Gene Ontology annotation, biological process: xylem development. The coding region runs from base 216 to 797 and encodes 193 amino acids. The record is from RefSeq and is a predicted model, not a curated record.